Pseudonaja textilis is the source of this 507-nucleotide messenger RNA. The record is from RefSeq and is a predicted model, not a curated record. Lineage: Eukaryota; Metazoa; Chordata; Lepidosauria; Squamata; Elapidae.
AUGCUGCCGCAAGGGGGAGCCAUUGAAACGUUGGAAUCGGAUUGUAAUCGUGAAGUGACCUGUCGUAAGCCGAGGACUGCCUGUAACCCGCUUACUUUUCUGGCAGGGGUCUUUACGACUGGCCAAACUGCUGAUGGCUUUGACCAGGCCUUCCAGGUCAACCACUUGGGCCACUUCCUGCUGACCCACCUGCUCCUGGACCGGCUGAAGCGCUGCGCCCCGAGCCGGAUCGUAAUCCUGUCCUCGAAUAUGCAUUUCUUUGGGAAGAUCGACUUUCGGACCAUCCACAAGCCAGGAAAGGGGUUAUGGGAGAUGCUAACAUCCUACAACAGCAGCAAACUAGCCAACAUUGUCCACGCCAGAGAGUUGGCCAAGCGGCUGGAAGGAACCAACGUCACCUGCUACGCGGUUCAUCCAGGAUCUGUUAGAACCGAACUUGGUCGCUCUUUUCCACGAUGGGUAUUUCAGGUGUUUGGGUUCAUGAAGACAUCAAGAGACCAUCAGUAA